UUCUUCAUAUAUUAUCACUGGUUAAAGUUUAGGAUACCCUGCGCAUACACGAAAAAUCAUUUUUUGUCUAAAUAGUGUAUGUUUUGAAACAUUCUCUAUAUGUACAUACAAACAAAUAGAACUGUAGAUCCGAGUGCAUUGAGCAACAAUUGCUAGCGUUUAAAUGUGUUUGGCCGCUUAGUUUGUUGUUAUGAAUAUAUCGAAAGUGACAACAUCGCUUGCUGCUGCGGCUGCUGCCGCCGAAAAAGCGAAACCCGAACGUGUAACAUCUGCAACGGCAGCGCUCAAUUUUAAUACAAUCUCCAUACAAAAGCGCAGCAGUGUGGACGACAAUGAUGAUCCAAAUCGCAAGAAACUAAAACGCGACAUUGUUAUAUGUACGCCCACGACCAGUUUACCCGCCAAACAGCGUGCAGCUACAGCUACAGCUACAGCUACAGCUACAGCAACAGUAACAGCAACAACAACAUCAGCAGCAGUAGCAGCAGCCUCACCAGCAGCAACAACAACACAACCAGCCACAGCUUCAACAACAGCCACAAUCAGCGCUGGGCUGGCCAGUAAAACAACUCCGGGCGAGCCACAGACAACAAACAUUUUGGCCGCCUCCAGUAUUGGCGGUAACUUUGUCAGUCAUUCGAAUGCAAAGCCAGAAGCUGCUCCAGCUCCGGUUGAUAUCUGCUGGGAGCAGCGUGAUGACCAAAUAAUUGUUUGUGAAAUGAGCGCCAUUAAGCCAGAGGAGUCGUCCGCUACAAAAAACAUCACCAGUAGCAACAGCAACAGCAACAAUCCAAAGCAAACUUUUGCCAGCUUUACCAAAAAAGAUGUCACAACAGCAUCGGUCUCAUCAUCCUCCUCCACAGCCUCCAUUAUAUCGAUUGAGCCAAGCGCUGAACAGCCGUCAAGCAACAAUAACGAGCAGCAGCUGGUCAAAGCUGUGACCGUUGAGGAGCUCGACUAUGUGCUGAUACCUGCCACAACGACGGCUGAGCUAAAGCCGGCAACAAACGAGGCAACAGUUACAAAUAAUAAUAAUAACAACAGCAGUGCAAACAGCAGCAGCAGCAGCAAUAGCAGCAACAAUGUGGCUAGCAGCAGCAGCAGCAGCAGCAGCAACAGCAAUGCCUCUGGCAACAUGACGCAAAAGGCAACGCCACCGACACAGCUACAAGCGGGCAGCUAUAACAUGUUCAAUAGCGGCACCACAACAGCUACUGGCACAGCAACAGCGGCCGCAGCGCUGGUGAAUCGCGUUAAUUUGCAUGCCAAGUUGAAGGGCCAGCAGCUGAUGGUGAACGCCAAGAAGCUGGGCGAGGUCACGCAGACAACGGCCAAGGUGUCCAUUGGUAAUAAGACGAUAUCGGUGCCGCUCUUGAAACCGCUGGGCAGCACGCAAAUACUUCAGGGCGGCCAAUUGAUGAGUGCCAGCGGUGCAACCACGGCAGGUGGUGCAACAAUUGUUGAAAGCAAACAGCAGCUGGCGACAACAACAACGGCAACGGUAGCCUCACAACAACAACAACAGCAGCAGCAGCAGCAACAACAACAACAACAACAGCAGCAGCAGCAUUUGCACAUAGCCAAGCUGCUGAAGGGCCCACGCAAAACUCCGACUACAAUUGUCUCAUUUGCCAACGUGCAAAUCAAGCCGGCCAAUACCAAAAUUGUCACCGCCAAGGUGGUUAGCAAGAAGAUGUCGCUGCAAUUUCAGCAACAACAGCAACUGCAGCUGCAGAUACAACAGCAGCAGCAACAGCCCAGCGGCGGCAGCAUUGUUACCAUAACACCAACAAAUCCAAAUCAAACAUUUACCAUGCUGCAGCAACAGCCACAGCAGCAACAGCAGCAGCAGCAGCAGGCCCAGGAUAAACAGCACGAUGCCGAGCAGCUAGAUCAGCAGCAGCAACAGCCGAAGACCAUCAGCUACAGCGAGAAUAUACAAAAGAUUUUGCUAAACAAAAGUAAAUCGUUGGAUGGAGGCGAUGCCAGCACCGAGUUUGGCAAGAUCAAUAGCGUUGUCAUCAAGCCCCUGGACAAGACCCAAUUGCACUGUACGCCCAGCCUUAAUAUAUUCAAGCAGCAGGUUCAGCAGCAGCAGCAGCAGCAACAGCAGCAGCAGCAGGUAGCAUCAGCUGUAGCAGGCGUUGCUGGACACGGCGAGGACACGCUGGUGAAGUCAACAGCUGGCGCCACGCUCUGCACGCGAAACAUUAUAUCCAUACAGAAGAAUAUCUCGCUGGUGGUGUCCAAGACGGGGCUGGCGCAGCAAAAGCCCAAAAUGAUUACGACAUCAGCGAACACCACAACGCUGCAAAUGCAGCCGUUCAAUCCACACGAGGCUGCCGAGACUGUGGCCAAGCUGCAGCUAAAAGUGCAGCCAAUCAAGUUGAACGAAACGCUGUCGGUCAAGCCAGCCGAUGCCAGCGACAGCGAGGCAGCCAAGCCGAAGCUACUGCUGGUCAAGCAGGCAACGGCUCCGCCGGACAGUCAUAAGGAUGCGCCAGCUGAGCAGCAACAGCAGCAGGAGCAGGAGCUGGGCAAUGCCACAGAGAAGCGUCUGCAGCAGCCCAGUCGAGUGGAAGACUCAAACAAUGCGCUGCUGAAGCAAUUGUUGCAAAACAGCAGCAGCAGCAGCAGCAACAGCAGCGCCAGCAACAACAACCACAAUCUGCAACAGAUUUCUAUAACAUCGGCGCCUCUGUCCGCGCGCAAGGUAAUCAAUGUGCGUGCGCCCAGCAUGGGUCUAGUCAGCUCGCUGGAGGCGCAACUGGCACGGCCCGUCAUACCGCCCGUCCCAGCGGCCGUCAGCAGCAGCAACAGCAACACUAGCAGCAGCUGCAACACGAUAACCACCACAACGGCCACCAUGGUGGCCAUUAGUCUGACGUCCACGCCAUCCACACCAGCCGAGCCACAAAAGUUGCUAGAGUUGCAGCAGCAGCAGCAGCAACAGCAGCAACAGCAGCAUCAGCAGGAGGCAGCCGCUGCAGCAGCAACAUCGACAACAGUCACAACUGCACCAGCUACAGCAACAACAGCAACAGCAGCAGCAGCAGCAACUGUUGCACCUCCGCCAGCGCCGCAGCUGAAGCAGUCGGUGCAAAUUGUGUCCAAGGAGACCUCCUUUAUAUCCACACCCGUGGCACCUAAUCCUGCUGCUGCUGCUGCUGCAGCUGCCGCCGCCGCCGCUGCUGCUGCUGCUGCAGCUGCAGCUGCUGCAAUGCCCGCUGUGACAAAUAAGCUGCCGUCCACUUUGAUUGUCGAGCCGAGCAUUAAGACAGAUCCGCUGCCGCCCCCGCCACCGUACGAGCUGAGCGCCGGCCACGUAUCGAAUGUGACCAUUUCCAUAACGACCAAGCCCAGCAAGGAGCAGCUGCUCAAGCUCAACAAACUGGAAGCACAUGAUGAGGUGCAAGCGCAGGCGGAUACCGAGAAGCCGCACUCAAUGGCGCCCUUGCACAGCGACAACUGGAAGCUGCAGGAGAAAUCGGCAAAUGUGAAUCUGUUGAAUAGCGAGGCCCUGAAAAGAAAGUUGCCGCUGCAGCAGCAGCAACAACAACAACUGCAACAACAACAACUGCAGCAGCAACAACAGCAGAUUGAGGAGAAGCCAACGUUGGAGAUUAAGAGCGAAAUUGCUUUGGUGCACAGUAACAAUGUGGAUACUGAUAUGAUGAAGGCGCGCCUUGCCGCGCAACCUACCACUUUUGAAAAGUUGCAGCAGCAGCAGCAUCAUCAGCAACAACAUCAGCAACAGCAUCCGCAACAGCAUCAGCAUCAGCAACAGCAACAGCAUCAGCAACAGCCGCAGCAACACUUGCAACAGCAACUUCAGCAGCAGCAACAUCAGCCGCAACAACAGAUUCAAUUGCAGCUACAGCAACAGCAGCUGCUGCAGCAACAACAGCAGCUACAACAGCAACAGCAACAACAGCUACUGCAGCAGCAGCAGCAGCAGCAGCAACAACAUCAGCUACACCAACAACCAACGUCAGCAACAGCAGCAGGAGCAACCACAUUGGCUGAGCCAAAGGCUGUGGAGCAGCGCAAGCGACGCAAGCGCGAGGCACAAAAACCAAGACGCAACAAUGCCAAUGCUGCUGCCGGCGCUGCAGCUGCUGCUGCUGCGGCCGCGGCGGCUGCUGCCGCUGCCAAUAGUAGCCUAAGGGAUAUGCCGCCAGGCACAUUGUCCGCCGGCGCUGCGGUCCCGUUGGUCAACAUGUCUGGGAACACGCAGCUAAGCGGUCCGCUGGCCACAGGCAGCCAUUCGCUGGCGGGCAGCGGUGGCGCCGGUGGCAUGGGCUCGCCCAUGCUGAAGAAGCGUGUGCGCAAGUUCUCCAAGGUCGAGGAGGAUCACGAUGCAUUUACCGAGAAGCUAAUGACGCACAUACGCCAAAUGCAGCCGCUACAGGUGCUCGAGCCGUUGCUCAAUCGCAAUUUUCUCAUUGGCAGUGGCCCAUGCUUUGGCAGCAAUGGCAGCAAUGCCAACGGCGGCGGCGGCGGCGGCGGCAAACUGAAGGCCAUAUCGCGUGCUCUACAGCUGCAGCGACAGCUGGACGAUGGCGAGGGCGGCAGCAGCGGCAGCAUUGACUGCGAUCAGCUGCUCGGCCGCAUUGGGCAGCUGCGUCAUCCCAGCAUCAAGUCGUUGUACGAUAGCGAACGCUUCGGCGGCAGCGGCGACACCACCGCCAAUAAUCUUGCCAGCAACGGCAACAACAUCCAGUCUAGCAGUGGCUCACUCUCGAGCAUACAGAAUGACUUUUACGAUCAGGAGUUCUCCACGCACAUCCAGCGCAAUCCGCGCGAGCGUCUGCAGCGCCUGAUAAGCGCCGUGCGCGACUGCAACUUGGAGACCACAGAGCUGGUCGAGCUGCAGCAGCAGCAGCAACAGCAGCAGCAGCAGGCAACUGGCAUGCGUUUGGAUGGGCCCGUUUCCUGGUCGCGGCUGAGUCGUUAUCCGGGCCUGGUGCUGCUUAAUACCAACAGCAAUCAGCGCUGUGCACCGGGACGCAUGUCUCCCGUGGCGCUGGCCAUGGAUGCGAAUACGAUGCGUCCGCCUAUCUCGCCCCUUUUGCGCAGCUGUGGCGAGGAGUUGCGCAAGGCGCAGCAGCUCGAUCUGGGCAUUGGCUUGGGCCACAACCCCACUAGCAGCAGCAGCGUCACCAGCAGCAGCAGCAGCAGCAGCAGCAGCAGCAACAACACCACCAACAGUACCAACAAUAACAACAACAACAACAACAAUUAUCAGCAGAAGAACCAAAAUGUGAUACUCUCGCUGCACAGUUCGGCAACAGACAACAUUGCCGGCGUGCUGCGAGAUUUGGCGAAUCUGUUGCACCUGACACCCGCGCUAACCUGCAAACUGAUCGAUGCCUCAACGGCGGACAAGGCCAAGGAGCCAAGCGAAGCAGAGCUGGGUCCUGGCCAGAGCAACUCGGCAACGGCACCGGCAACGGCAACAGCAACAGCUGUCACUAGUCACGGCAACCUGCGCAAAAUACUCACCGGACAGCGGAAGCUGUGCCGUUGCUGUGGCAGCGUCAUUGCCGCCUUCGGCCUGCGCGUGCCCCAUCAGAAUUUGCCGGAGGAGCAGCCACCGCCCAUGCUGGCAAUGCUGCGUUCGCUGCUGCCGCGCAAAUCCCCGCCGCUCCCGUAUAUAUACUUUUGCAACCGCAGCUGCUUUGCACAGUACAAAUGGCGCGGCAAGGAGGAGCCCGCCGACGAGGAGGUGGCAGCGGCGGCAGCGGCGGCCUCGGCCACAACUUUGCCAAUAGCUGGCGAUGUGCCUGCGAGCAGCACCAUGGCCAUGCUGCCCAUUGAUAAGGUUGAGCCCGACGACCUUGAAAUGGAGCAACAGCAACAGCAACAUCAACAGUUGCAGCAGCAGCAGCAGCAACAACAAGAACAACAGCAGCAACAACAACAACAAGAGCAACAACAACAGCAGCAGGUCGAACAGACGCCAACAACGCCACCUGUGAAGCGCAAGUGCAUCGUCAAGUACUACAGCGCCGAUUGCUUUGCAGCACACAACACAGAAGGUGCGUCCAUCAAGCAGGAGAAUGAAACAACAACAGCCAAUAAUACCGUCUGGGAGACAGACUGCAAGAUGGAAGCCUUGGAGGAUAGCCGUCAAUGCGUCUUCUGCAAUCAGCGCGGCGAUGGCCAAGCCGAUGGACCCUCACGUCUGCUUAAUUUUGAUGUGGACAAAUGGGUUCAUCUGAAUUGUGCCUUGUGGUCGAACGAUGUCUACGAGACGGUGUCGGGUGCGCUGAUGAAUUUCCAGAUGGCCCUGCAGUCCGGACUGAAUCAGGCAUGCAGCGCCUGCCAUCAGCUGGGCGCCACCAUCAAGUGCUUCAAGUCGCGCUGCAGCAAUCUCUACCAUCUGCCCUGCGCCAUCAAGGAGGAAUGCAUCUUCUACAAGAACAAAUCGGUGCAUUGCAGCGCACAUGCGGCCAGCAGUUCGGCGGGUGUCACCGAAAAUGAGCUCAGCUCGUUUGUGGUCCAUCGACGGGUGUUUGUCGAUCGCGAUGAGAACCGUCAGGUGGCCACGGUCAUGCACUAUUCGGAGCUGAGCAACUUGCUGCGCGUGGGCAAUAUGACAUUUCUCAAUGUGGGCCAAUUGCUGCCGCAUCAGCUGGAGGCUUUCCACACGCCCAACUACAUUUACCCCAUUGGCUACAAGGUGAGCCGCUACUAUUGGUGCGUGCGCCGACCGAAUCGGCGAUGUCGCUAUAUCUGCAGCAUUGCCGAGGUCGGCUGCCGGCCGGAGUUCCGUAUACAGGUGCACGAUGCCAGUGACAAGGAACCGGAUCGUGAAUACCGCGACAGUACACCGACGGCCGUUUGGCAACAGAUCCUGCAGCCCAUACAGCGUAUGCGCAAGGUGCACAAAUGGCUGCAGCUCUUUCCACAGCACAUUAGCGGCGAGGAUUUGUUUGGUUUAACGGAGCCGGCUAUUGUACGGAUAUUGGAGAGUUUGCCGGGCAUUGAGACGCUCACCGAUUAUCGUUUCAAAUAUGGACGCAAUCCAUUGCUGGAGUUCCCGCUGGCCAUCAAUCCGUCCGGUGCGGCACGCACCGAGCCCAAACAGCGUCAGCUGCUUGUCUGGCGGAAACCGCACACACAGCGCACCGCCGGCAGCUGCAGCACCCAGCGCAUGGCCAAUUCGGCGGCAAUUGCCGGUGAGGUGGCGUGUCCGUAUAGCAAACAGUUUGUCCACUCCAAGAGUUCGCAGUACAAAAAGAUGAAACAGGAAUGGCGCAACAAUGUCUACUUGGCGCGAUCAAAGAUUCAGGGCCUCGGCUUGUACGCAGCACGCGACAUCGAGAAGCAUACGAUGAUCAUUGAGUAUAUUGGCGAGGUAAUACGCACGGAAGUAUCGGAGAUACGUGAGAAACAAUACGAAUCAAAGAACCGUGGUAUCUAUAUGUUCCGCUUGGAUGAGGAUCGCGUUGUCGAUGCAACACUGAGCGGCGGUCUGGCGCGCUAUAUCAAUCACUCCUGCAAUCCAAACUGUGUCACAGAGAUCGUUGAAGUUGAUCGCGAUGUGCGCAUCAUAAUAUUUGCCAAGCGUAAAAUCUAUCGAGGCGAAGAGCUCUCGUACGACUAUAAGUUUGAUAUUGAGGAUGAUGCGCACAAGAUACCCUGCGCUUGUGGUGCGCCCAAUUGUCGAAAGUGGAUGAAUUAGAGCCCAGCAGCAGCACCUCCAACACCACCACCACCAUCAUCACCACCACAACAAACACCAGCUCCUACGCUCAUGCAACAAACACCAGCAGCUACAAAAAGAGUUCGGGUGCUCCUUCCCAGUGAACACGAUUUGAAUUGUUGUUAUUCACAUGUUGUAUACAACCACAUCAUCAAAAUAGUAUAUAUUCUUUAAGCAGUA
Drosophila virilis is the source of this 7891-nucleotide messenger RNA. NCBI's taxonomy places the organism in Eukaryota, Metazoa, Arthropoda, Insecta, Diptera, Drosophilidae. The record is from RefSeq and is a predicted model, not a curated record.